Penicillium robsamsonii is the source of this 1449-nucleotide messenger RNA. Its product is annotated as CENP-N/CHL4 family protein. Lineage: Eukaryota; Fungi; Ascomycota; Eurotiomycetes; Eurotiales; Aspergillaceae. The transcript has a single exon. The coding region runs from base 1 to 1449 and encodes 482 amino acids. Gene Ontology annotation, biological process: CENP-A containing chromatin assembly; chromosome segregation. The record is from RefSeq and is a predicted model, not a curated record.
AUGGCGCGUCUUAAAACAGUUCGCGCCCCAACAACAGCCAGUCUUCCAAAUAACCUCCGCAUUCCCUCGUCGACUCCGUCCCUCACAAAAUCACUGGGAAAGCUAUCCAGACAAGCACUACUGGACCUUGCAUUUACAUGGCUUGACGAUCGCAACAUCGCCUCAUUCCCACCAUACCUACAGGGCGACGAAGCAGAUGGCCCCGACGAUGACGAAGCCCUCCCCUACCCCGCGGGUGAGACAAUCGAAGAAGUUCGCCAGGUAUAUGAAGACCUACAGGACCGAAAGGGCGCAAAGCGCGAAGUUCUCGAACGAAUCCUGGAAGGCGAUUGGCGACAUGGAAUCACACUGCGCCAGUUGGCCAUGGCGGACCUCCGCUACAUGGACGACCACCCCGCCAGCCUUCGAUGGACCGCACUCGAGCUCAGCCGUAUCGAUGCAAAUCGCAGCAACUCCAAGAAACUGCCACCAGAUGACUGGUCCGGUGCGGUACCGCGCAUGCAAGCGGCAACAUUUGUGCAAGGCCUCCAACGAGAAAUCUCCCCAUUGGUCAAGGCCCAUUACCACCUCGCCCACUCAGCAACGCUGCCACUAACUUUCCUACGUAUCUUUGUUGUUGAUUCCCCGUAUCAAUCUCCUCGGCAGGCAGCCGAGAUCUUUACCGACUCUUCCCGAGUCAUCUACGUCGCUUUCCCGGAUAGUUGCCCUUACGUCUACACUUCCAUAGCAGCAUCCACCGGAUCCAAAUCUGCUCCUUCAGCAAGCUCAGUGGCUACUGAUACUCGAACUCUUCAGCGUCUGGUGCGCGAUUCUAUUCCCAAAGCUUUAUCCCGCCCACAGGAACGAUUCACUCUGCAGGCAACAUCCCUGGCAGCAAAGAAUCUGCCUACACUUCUAGCCCUCCGCGGACCGGGACGAUCAACGGCAUCAAAUGGUGCCUUUAGCAUCUUUGCAGACGCCGCCAUUGAAGGAAGUCCGUUGGACCCUCGACCUUCCAAUACUGUCCCACCUGAAGAGCAUAUCGAAGCGAGUCAUUCCGACCCAGCAGAAGGCAAAGAAAAUACAAAUGGCUCAGCGACCAAACGAAGAUCCAGCAGUAUCGAUACAUAUCCACUCUCCCCUGAUUCAAAGAAACGGCGUCUGGCCAUCCACUCCCGAUUCGGAACAUUGGGACAAUCACUUGCCCCAGCACCGCUGGACCGUCUUGAUAUCCGACUCCUCGAUAAACCAGGGUCCAGCGAGGAGCCAAAUGAUGAUGUUGAUGAUUCUGCGUCUACGUUACCUGCGGUGUCACUCACUUUCUCCGGCUCCGACGUCAUCGGCGGGAUUCACAAACUUGCCGAAUUAGGCAUCGUUGACCCUGAGCGUAUGCCGUCGUGGAUGACUGGUGAGGAAGGCGUUAGUGUCGCGACUGUGCGACGUGGUCAGCGGCUUCAAAGGGAUAUAUAG